Molecule: messenger RNA, 2388 nt
Organism: Clonostachys byssicola
Lineage: Eukaryota; Fungi; Ascomycota; Sordariomycetes; Hypocreales; Bionectriaceae
Source: the annotation of a GenBank genome assembly
AUGUCGGUCAAGAAUGAGAAAGGCAGCAAUGCCACCACCGGUGUGGACGUACCGAAGUCUUCUGGCGAUGACUUACCACAGCCAGCCAGUCAUGAGCCCCAAGAAGAUGACAUUGAGAAGCCGCCCUUCCUUUUUACCUCACAAGCUUCCAAUGGGUCCGAAGAGGCCUUCGACAAUGACGAUCCUCGACUCAAGGACAUACCCGCUUACGUUCGCCGGGUGGUCAGUUUCACUGACGAUCCAGAGCUCCCCACUCUAACCUUCCGUUACUUCGUACUCACGAUACUGUUCGUGAUACCCGGGGCAUUUCUCAGUAUGAUGAGCCACUAUCGCACUACCUACGCUCCGUACUCCGUCUUCUUUGUGCAAAUCGCAUCGAGCUAUGCUGGGGUUUGGUUGCACCAAAUUCUGCCUGCAUGGAACAUCAAAGUUCCAUUUACCCCUUGGAGUUUUAAUCUGAACCCAGGACCGUUCAGUGUCAAGGAGCAUGUCCUCAUUACCAUCUCAGCGGCUUCAGGUGCCACCUAUAACCUAGGAUAUACCCCCGUGUCAAUGGCUGAACUGUACUUUGGUCAGAGAAUAAACCCAGCUGUUGCCAUAUUCUUCAUGUGGGGGAUUGUUUGGACGGGAUAUAGUUUUGCAGCUCUCGGCAGGCAAUUUCUAAUCUACGAUCCUCAAUACCCCUGGUUUACAUCAUUGUGCCAGACUGCUCUCUUUGAAACACAGAAGAAGCAACGCCAAAAUCCAACUGCCUUAUCUCGCCGGCAAACGAAGAUAUUUUUCAUUGCUCUACUCGCUAUGACAUUAUGGCAGUUCCUUCCCGAGUUCGUGUUUCCGAUGCUUGGCUCACUCGCAUUUCUUUGCUGGGUGGCUCCAAACAACGCGGUUGCGAAUUUUGUUGGCGGAGGCUUUGGCGGCAUGGGAUUCCUCAAUCUUUCCCUGGAUUGGUCGAGCAUAUCCAAUCUCAACGGUACUACCAGCUUGUUCCUCACACCUUGGUGGACACAGGUCUGUAUAUUCUUUGGGUUUGUCACUAGCUGUUGGAUUCUGCUACCAGCGGCAAAGUUCGGGGGCCUAGGGCAGUGGCAUCACAAGCUCAUGUCAAACCGUUUAUUUCUUGUCGUAUCGAUGGACUUUAUCACUAAUGAUACGACAGAGAAUGGGACGACCUAUCCGAUCAACGACGUCCUUACUUCUGACGCUAAAUUCAACGAGACUGCAUACGCGGAGAUUGGUGUGCCGUACGUUAGUACCCACGUUCUCUGGUCUAUGUUCUUUGACUACGCCUCCUAUACAUCUGCGAUCUCCUGGAUGGCAAUAUUUGGCUACAAGCAAAUCAGCAGCAGUUUGUCCAAGUUUCGUGAGAGAGCUACUAAGAAGGGCGCGAAAAUCAGCGAGCAGUACGACGAUCAGCUGAGCAUUCUGCAGCGUUCUUACGACGAAGUCCCCUUCCUGUGGUUUGCCAUUCUAUUUGGUAUCUCAUUUAUUGCACUGGUCACAAUUGUAGCCACGGGAAACCUCUACAUCCCAAUCUGGACAUAUUUUGUAGCCGUUGGGACGGGAGCUGUUGUUGUCGUUCCUCUCGGUUGGUUGUACGCACUGUCUAAUUUUCAGCUACCGAUUGGCACUACCAACGAGCUGCUUUAUGGUUUGAUGGUCAACGCUGUAAACGGGCACAAGAACCCAACGGGCGCCUCCGUUUAUGGCAGCAUUGCUGGUAAUGCUUGGUACAGAGCGCAGCUGAAUCUUCAGGACAUGAAGAUCGGGCAUUAUAUGCAUAUCCCUCCCAAGGCGGUAUUUUUCUCCCAGGUAUUUGGAUCUUUUCUGGGUAUCCCGAUUAAUUAUGCCGUGAUACGAUGGGUACUCGACACGAAGUUUGACUACCUGACGGGCGAGAAGGAGGAUCCUACUCAUCAAUGGACGGCACAGAGCUUGGCCUCCAACUUGACAAUGAGCGUCCAGUAUGUGCUUAUUGGGCCCCGCCGCCUAUUUCAAACACACAUCUACAAAAUUAUCCCUUACGGCUUCCUCGUGGGAGCCGUAGCCCCGGUCAUAUUCUUUAUCUUGAACCGCUACUUCCCUCGGGCUAAGUUCCGUCUUUGGAAUACGACCAUCUACUUUUCCGCUUUGUCUACGUUCUACGGGAACAUUAGUACGGGCUACUUUAGUAGUUUUGUGGGUGGCUUCGUGGUCAUGUUUUGGGCCUACCGCUACCGCUACGAGAUGUGGGCGAGGUGGAACUAUAUCCUGGCUGCAGCUUUUGACGCCGGUUUCAACUUCAAUAUGCUCCUCAUAUUCUUGUUCUUUGGUGCUGGUAAGAUCAUCAACAUGCCGCAUUGGUGGGGAAACGAGGAGGCAAGCAGUGAGAGGUGUUUUGCCUUGGAGUGA